AUGCCGAAAGAGUUUCAGAAGACUUCUGAGGUUUUACCGUUCACGAAAUAUGGUAUUUCCACAGUGGAUGAAUUUCAAAAAGUUGAAAAGGAUAUGCAUCAUUUAGAAUGGUUAAAAAAGAUUGGUUUAACAUCUGAAGAGAUCAAUUUAUACCAAGAAAACGAAGCAGGUCUUCUAGACCAACGUAAAAAGAUUGAGUCCAGUGCAUUAAAGUCUAAAUUGGAAGCAUUGUAUAAUAAAAUCAAUGAAAAUCAAAAUUCAUCAGGAAGUUCAAAAGAAACCAAUGUCAGCCCAGGAACGUCUGAUGUUCAAGAGGAUAGAUUAAAAAGAUUGCAGACAAAAACAAUUUCGUUUUUUCCCGAGGGACAUCCAAUGAACGAGCUGAAAGAGAUUGAAGAAAACCUAUUUGGACAUUUGAGGAAUGAUAACAUAUUACCGUUAACAAAAAGACGUAAAAUACUAAGACGACUCGAGAGAAAAAAAGAAAAAUUAAUUUUACAGCAAAAGCAACCAGGAAUUAUACCUGUUGCUGGCCCGUCGGAAGUAAAACCAGGAAGUCUAUGGGAUGUUAAAGACAGACCAAAUAAAACAUUAUCGGAAAAAUCAAAGUUGAUAGGUCCAAAACAACAGAAUAUGUACACUGUGAAAAAUAAUAAAAUUGUCAGAUUGGAACCCAUACAAAAUGAGGAUGAAAGGGAACAAGAGUACCGAGCGGUUGAUAUUGUGGUUCCUGUAAACGCAGCAGAAGAACAAUUGUUAGAAGGCACCAAGAUGUGCUUGGAUGAUAUUAAGAAGAUAGAAAGAUUUAAGGAUUAUGAACCUGGUAUACCAUCUAAAGUGUUAUUCCUAAAGAACAUAUCACCGAGUAUAACUCAAGAACAGUUAUCGCUAUUGUUCAAUCAGUUCCACUUAGAGAAUGGUGGUCCGGUACAAUUGAGACUUAUGUCGGGAUGGAUGAGAGGGCAGGCUUUCGUGACAUUUCAAAGUGAAGACUUAGCUAUACAAGCUUUAGAAGAAGUGAAUGGUACAAUAAUGAGUGGUCAGCCAAUAAUAGCUCAAUUUGGCAGAAACAGCAACAGGAUACAAAUUGAAGAAAAUAGAUAA
This is a messenger RNA of Danaus chrysippus (African queen), 1104 nucleotides long. The record is from the annotation of a GenBank genome assembly. NCBI's taxonomy places the organism in Eukaryota, Metazoa, Arthropoda, Insecta, Lepidoptera, Nymphalidae.